CACGAUUUGCAUACUUGUUCCACCUCACAGUCAUCAUAAACAUCGUCAUAAAAUCAUACUUGAAUUACGAUAUCGGCACUUAACUACAAAUAGCAGCAGUGGGUGGUGCCGUUUAGAAAAUGGCGACCAGCUCCACACCCAACUCUAACCCCCCUUCCUCUUCGGGCACUUCCGUCAUGAACCCGCUGAGCAUCAUCCUUGUCAAGAAUGGAAGCAAAGGUGAUCGUCUUUUGUUCCGAUAUCCGUACAAAAUUCCAUUAAGCCAACGUGGGGCUGAUAGCUCGCUCACUCCCGAUGGCAACAAUCUAGCGCCAAGGAGGCGGCGCAAGGUGAGCUGUGACGUCAUCGUUCCACGUCGCCCAGCUCCGACAAGUCUCCACGCCCUGGAUUCCUUGGCCGUGGAGACCUCAUUUGAGUCCUCCUUCCUAAGCCCUCUUCGAGACGGUCGAAGUGCAAGUAUUAAUGCACGACCAAUAAUGCGAAAAACAUCCCGCACCUCACCCGCCGGUCUACUCUUCUCCAAUCUACGCCGAAGCCCGGGAGUAAGCAUGGACAAGUCCGUGGUGUCAAACACGACGAAUGACAUAUUCAUCGAUGAUGAGGAACACAAUCGAAGCGACAUGGACAAGUUUACUCCAGCGGAAGGAGCCAAAAUGUUGAACGAGUUGAGUGAUAAGGAUUUAUCAAACUUGCUCGCCGUGGGGUCAGAUCUUUCGGAAAGAAAGUUUGAGCUCAAGUUGAAUUAUAUACGAUUCGUGGGACAUCCAACGUUGAUGCAACAUCCGAAAUUGUAUAGGAAUAUGGCUCAGCAGGGACUGCAAACAUCCGUGAAACUGUUUCACAUUGUUUUCUGCCUCAACGCCGUGGCUAGUCAUUCCAUUGUCAAAUGUUUUCACGAUUUAAGCAAGCGACUCGGAAUUGCAUUAAGACAUGAGGAAUAUCGAUGCCUCUAUUUGACACAAGAGUUCAAGAAAAUUGUGGCCAUCCACGACGAACUCUGCACUUUAGAACCAGACGAUCAAAAUGAUCCAGAGGGACGUAUCAAACUCAAGAACAGAAUGUUUGAUGAAAUUGUAUCCAAAAGCAAACUUGCGAGGAUGAUCAAAUACAUAUACAACGAUGUUGUUGAGAAAGGGAGGACAUUCAUGAGGGUGAAUGGGUGGAUUCAAAUAAGCUUUUGUCUACCGCAAAAGAUUCACAUUUUAAAAUACAGAGAAGAUCAAUCUACUCCCCUCGUAGAACCAGAAGCUAUUCACAAAUGUCUUGAGGCCAUUCGUCCAUAUCAUGCCAUUCUUUUAUUGGUUGAACCCGAUGAUUUAACUGACACUUUGUUACUCGACGCGUCUUCCACCAUCUCCAGACUCCUUCAAGUCUAUUCUCCUUUGAAGAGUCUGCAAACGCUGGCAGCAGAUGCAGAUCUGACCUUAUCACAAACAGUAGAAAUUGCUUCUCACUUGGUUUAUUGGGCUCAAGCUACGGUUAUUUAUCCCCUUUGCGAGUCAAAUAUCUACGUCGUUUCUCCAGACAUUCCCAUUACCUCCGAAGGACUAGUGAAAGAAUUUACUGAACGCUUUCCGGGAUUGUCUUUGGCACAAACACUAGCCGACUUUUCCUUGCCCAUGCCAUUGGGGGAAAGAAUUAAUCCGGUUCUUGGGGGCAGUUUCUUCCAAGCCCAGCAAGUAUCUCUGGUCAUUUGGAUGCUCAAAUAUCACUUACUCAUCCACCUUUACACAUAUGUCUACCUCACGACGUAUUUUGAUGGCACACUUAUGGAUAGUGGAGAUAGUGGAGUCGACUAUUUAUCCGCUUACACCGGAAACGUUGACGGAACCACCAGCUUAAACAUUAGACCAUUUGAAGUGGACGAGGACGAGGUGACAGCCAGUGACAGCUUUUCGGAAACUGCGCUGGACGAUGUCAACAUUAUCAACAAUGAUCCUUCUGGUAUAGACAAGGACGAUAAACGACCCGAUUCAAUGCCAGCUACUCCAAACACCACGACAUCCGAACACGUCGUCAACACUAAUAUUCCGGUCGGAGAUACGUUUCCCGAGCUGAACGAGGCGGUUAGAAGAGCCGUUAGUUUGGUGAAAGCCCCUCUCACUGUUCAAGACGUUCGCCUGUUUUCCAGACUUUCAAAAUAUUUCACGGGCGACUUUCACCUCGAAGAAAUCAUGUACAGGGAGAAUGUUCGCAGAUCACAACUCAUGCUUUUACUGGACAAGUUUAGAGAUGUACUUAUCACCAUUGAGAAAGAAGAUUCCGAAAUAAACUUUUUCCAACUUUCGUAAUGCGAAA
This is a messenger RNA of Folsomia candida, 2298 nucleotides long. It is a transcript of the gene Nprl3, whose product is annotated as GATOR complex protein NPRL3. Lineage: Eukaryota; Metazoa; Arthropoda; Collembola; Entomobryomorpha; Isotomidae. Gene Ontology annotation, biological process: cellular response to amino acid starvation; positive regulation of autophagy; negative regulation of TORC1 signaling. Bases 120 to 2291 code for a protein of 723 amino acids. Gene Ontology annotation, cellular component: GATOR1 complex. The transcript is spliced from 7 exons. The record is from RefSeq and is a predicted model, not a curated record.